Salvelinus namaycush (lake trout) is the source of this 3581-nucleotide messenger RNA. Its product is annotated as alpha-N-acetylgalactosaminide alpha-2,6-sialyltransferase 1-like. The record is from RefSeq and is a predicted model, not a curated record. The transcript is spliced from 8 exons. The coding region runs from base 1 to 1056 and encodes 351 amino acids. Lineage: Eukaryota; Metazoa; Chordata; Actinopteri; Salmoniformes; Salmonidae. Gene Ontology annotation, molecular function: sialyltransferase activity.
AUGCUCCGGCUGCAAAAAAAGGACUUCAAGCAAUAUCCCAUCUGGGCUUCUGAGGAUGUUUAUGUCCGGGACAAGCAAAAGAGGCAGAUGACCUGUCCCCAGUCUCUGAGGAACUCCCAGAACACAGGCUUCAAGCAGGCCUUUAUACCAGACAUCCAGAUGUACCUCCACGGAGAACUACUCAACGUGUCAGAGUGGAACAGACUAGCCUACUUCAAUAACCCCUUUGGCUUUAUGGACUACACUAACUACACAGAGAUAAAGGCAGUGGUGGAUCUGAUCCCCAAGCCCAGAGAGCCCCUGCUCUUGCCACGGGGAAACCCUGAGUGUAUACGCUGUGCUGUGGUGGCAACAGGAGGAAUACUCAACGGCUCUAGGAUGGGCAAGGAGAUAGAUGCUCACGACUAUGUGUUCCGGAUGAAUGGUGCCGUAACCAAGGGUUACGAGGAGGAUGUAGGCAACAGAACCUCGGUCUACGUUCACACCGCCCACUCCAUCACCCAGUCUCUUCUCAUCUUCAAGAAAUAUGGCUACAACAGUGCACCGCAUGACAAGGGUAUAAAGUAUGUGCUGAUUCCAGAGGGGCUGAGGGAUUUCCAGUGGCUAAAGGGUCUAUUGGGGAGGACAACUGUCUCUGAUGGACCCUACAGGAACAGACGACCGUGGAUGCAAUACUCAGGAGAGUUUGAUGAGAACCGCUUCUAUGUUCUUCACCCUGACUUCCUCAGAUACGCCCGUAACAGGUUCAUGUGGUCCCAGGCGCUGAAGGGUUCUUAUUGGGCUAUAUGCAGACCUACUAACGGAGCAUUCACACUCUUCCUGGCCCUGCACACCUGUGACGUGGUGGAUGCGUAUGGAUUCAUCACUGAGGACCACAGUAAAUAUCCUAACUACUAUGCUGAGAGACACUCUAAAACCAGAGUCAUCUUCUACGCUAAUCACGACUACAACCUAGAGAUCAAGACCUGGAAGAAACUACAUGACACCAAGAUCAUCAGGCUUUAUCAGAGACAGGAGAGCCCAGAGAGAAAGACAGGAAAGCCAACAGAACCAUAAAACCCUGUCUGUCUGCAGAGAUGAGCAAAGAUACAUGGACAUAUCAUGUAUCUUGUUACAAAAUAAACUAAAGACCAAUGCAUUUAUAUCAGAAUAAACAACAAAAUACUGGUGCCAAGUAAUGUAUUUAAUUAAAAUGCAUGUAUUAUUCAUCCCAUGCCAUCAGGGGCAACAGUGAAAGCUGUUACCUUCAAGUAGGUUUAAGUUUUUCUAGGGCAUUGUGGACGGGGAUGGCGAAUAAGUAUCUGCCUCAGGUGCCAAAGGUAGCACGCUCGAAUCCAGCAAUUGAAAGUUGUUUUUUAGAUUUUUGUUUUAAGCCUAUCCCAAACCUUCACUCUUACCUUAACCAUUUGGAGUUAAUGCCUAACCUUAAAAUUUCAGAGUUAAUGCCUAAACUUAAUUCUAACAUUUACAAUUCAGAGUUAAUGCCUAAACUUAAUUCUAACACUUACAAUUCAGAGUUAAUGCCUAAACUUAAUUCUAACACUUACAAUUCAAAGUUAAUGCCUAAACUUAAUUUUAUCAUUGACAAUUCAGAGUUAAUGCCUAAACUUAACCAUAAAUACUUAAAAAGUUGACGUUUGCAACAACUUUGAAAUUUGACGUUUGAGAAACAUGGACGAACGUCUAAUUUUGACUUGAGACUGCGAGAGCUAGUUGACAAAUAGUCUAUAAUACUGGUGCAAAGUAAUGUAUUUAAUUAAAAUACAUGUAAAAUACAUUUGCAAGUAGCCCCCUUUCUAUAUGGUUUGUGUUAACAUUGCUUUAAUGUAAUUUGUCAACAUAUUGUGACGUGGAAUCUACAUGGAGUCUACAUCUACAUGUUGGAGUCUACAAUCUACAUGUUGUUUUGAGGGUGAAAUUUCAACCAUAGGGUUAUGUCAUCAUGGUAACCAAAUUUCAACAUACACAAACCUUGUAUAAAAUAUGUUGAAUGUGUACCUUUAACCCUCAUGGGAAUUGGCCUAUAUGGAUAGGGCUAAUGUAAAUGCUUCUUACAGAAGUAAAUGCUUCUUUGAUCAAUUAUUAAUUGAUAGACAAGCUGGCAUUAAAGCCAAGCUAAGUUAGUGGCACAGAUAGAACUAUCAAAGCAGAAGAUAAAUCUCCUUCAAAUGUUGAUAUUUGAUAUUUGCGUUGACAAUCAAACGAUUCAAUAGCACUUUUGAAAUACAAUAAAUAGCCUAUUAAGUUGUUGAUAAGUUAACAAAUUAUAUGUUGAAUUCACAAUUGCAACUCAACCUAAAAUAAAUGUUAAUGAAUGCAAUUAAACAAUAUAAGCUCAACUGCAAUCCAGGUAAUUUGGUUGUGCUAUUAGAUGAAGCACAGAGAUAACACAUUAAUAUGUUGUAUAAAUAAACCAAACAUCUGACAUUGUAUUCACAUUUGAACAUUGCUGUGCUUUUAAAUGGUUGAAAGCUCAGUGAUAGACAUUUGGGUGACUAAGCCAAAAAUCGAACAUUGCUUUUCCAUUGGACAUUGGUUGUGCUUUUAGAUGGUUGAAAGCACAUUGGAAAGUCAAUUCACUUUUCGCUGUCUUUUUGAGCGGGUGAAUAUAGUUUGUAAUCUCAUUGAUCAAUGUCUCAACCAAAUAUUACCCAAUUAUCCACUUUGAAAUGACGCGUUGUGCCCUUUGGGAAAUGUUACGUUUGAGGGGUGCACACGCAUGCUCCCAGCUCACAGCUAAGAACGAAACGCUGAUAUUGGGACCUUGACAAAUUUAGCAGUGGGUAUGUGAACACCAUGAAAACACACAAGACUGAUGGCUAUGCUCAACAAGUAUAUUAUUCUUCUGGCUUUAUCUAGUUUUAUUCGUGAUAUUUUACCUUGCCUCACUGGCUUGCUAACUUCCUAGGUAAUCAACCCUCUGAUGACAUCUGUGAUGUUGUAGACGAUAACCACCGAGGUAAAGACAGUUUCAAGUUGGAUAUUUGACGGAUAUUCACGCUUUCAAACCUCAAUAGCUUUCAAACCACUUGAGCCACAGACUCCAAAUAAGUGUCAUGACGUUGGAAAAAUUGAGCACAACAUUGCACAGGUCUUAUCUUCACGAUUUGGACAUUAAUUCCCUUUCCAAAGCUAACAAACAUGUAGAAAUAUGAGCAGCAUUUUGUAUUCCUAGGUGAAUAGUUAGAAAAAAAUAAACAAAGUACAAACUUUUUUACAUUCGAAUUUCAAUAGCUCCUUGGUGAUGUGACCUACUGACCUCAAACAAGGUUCAGAAUGUCCACUGACUACCCUUCUAUAUUGCACACCCUUUAGUUUGUCCAUUUUUAUCUCACACGUUUUUACAUUAAAUUUGUAAACUUUCAAAUUUCAAUAGCUCCUUGGUCAUGUAACCUACUGACUUCAAACAAGGUUCAGAGUGUCCACUCAGGAGGCCUACACAUUGUGUAACAGUUCAACUUUAGUCCGUCCCCUCGCCCCGAGCUAGUGAGGUAGGCUGCAGUGGGUUUGCUGGGCAAUACAUAUACUGAUCAUGUAACCACAGUAAUGGUGGCCAGUAAAUCAAUGAAUAAAAAAUGAAU